GGCAAGAGCAAUGUUUAGUUUUUGAUAGACCCGUGAGCAGGGGCGGACUGACCAUUUGGAAACUCGGGCUCUACCUUAGGGCCCGGGGUCAGUAGUGGGCCCCAUGAGAUGCCCCUGGUACCUUUUUCAUAGGCUUUUUUGAGUUUGGGCAAGGACACAGGGGCCCCAUGAUCCCCUAUUGCCCGGGGCCCCAUGAGUUGUCAGUCCGCCCCUACCCUCCACCCCUGAUCCUGACUUUUAUACAUGACUUUAUUGUAGUGUCAAUUCCCUCUACGUCAGUCUAAU
Molecule: messenger RNA, 285 nt
Organism: Staurois parvus
Lineage: Eukaryota; Metazoa; Chordata; Amphibia; Anura; Ranidae
Source: the annotation of a GenBank genome assembly